Messenger RNA from Oncorhynchus mykiss (rainbow trout), 2884 nucleotides. The record is from RefSeq and is a predicted model, not a curated record. NCBI's taxonomy places the organism in Eukaryota, Metazoa, Chordata, Actinopteri, Salmoniformes, Salmonidae.
ACCGGCAGGAGAUAUAAUACAUAGUAUCAGAGACCAGCAGCCUUCCAUUGUCAAUACCAGUGAUAAUAUUUAAGGAUAUUUUGUGAAGUGGUUCCUUGUAUCAUACAACACAAUUUUCAGGCAUAUUUUGGCCCAUGAGCUACUUCUGGCCUGGAUACUGAAAUAAGAAAGGAACUGAAGAAAGAGGGAAACAAAAAACAGUGGACGAGAGAAGGAGCCUGACAACGGAAUGACGGUGCUGCAGGAACCUGUUCAGGCUGCUGUUUGGCAUGCACUAAACCACUAUGCCUACAGAGAUGCCGUGUUCCUGGCCGAGAGACUAUAUGCUGAAGUGCAUUCGGAGGAGGCCCUCUUUCUGUUAGCCACAUGCUACUAUCGUUCGGGAAAGGCCUACAAGGCAUACCGCCUUCUCAAGGGGCACAGCUGCACAACGCCACAAUGCAAAUACCUCCUCGCCAAGUGCUGUGUGGAACUGAGCAAGCUUGCAGAGGGAGAGCAGAUCCUGACAGGGGGGGUCCUGAACAAACAGAAGAGCCAGGAGGACAUCGUCACAGAGUUUGGAGACUCUGCCUGUUUCACAUUGUCCCUAUUGGGGCAAAUCUAUUGCAAAACGGAUCGUCUGGCCAAAGGUUCUGAAUGUUAUCAGAAGAGCCUGAGUAUGAAUCCUUUCCUGUGGUCUCCCUUUGAGUCCCUCUGUCAGAUCGGCGAUCGGCCGGACCCAGAGCAGAUCUUCAGACUGACGUCCCUGCAGUUCUUUAGCGGUGGGAGUGGAGCCCCUCCCCUGUUCCCUAUCAGCCCUGCCCACACACCAAGCCACAACAUGCCCCACCGCCAGGUGGACACGGUGCUCAUGGAGACGCCCCAGGACACCUUAGAAUUAAACAGACUGAACCUGGAGUCUUCCAACUCAAAGUACUCGUCUCUGAACACAGACUCCACCAUGUCCUACAUUGACUCGUCUGUCAUCUCCCCGGACACCGUAGGGCCUCUGGGUACAGGCAGCUCCCUGCUAUCCAAACAAGUGCAGAACAAACCCAAGAGUGGGCGCAGUCUACUGGGGGGACCGGCAGCACUCAGCCCCCUAACGCCCAGUUUUGGAAUCUUGCCCCUGGAGCCCAGCCCAGGGGACCCCUUGUAUCUGCAGAACUACUCUCACAGUGGCUCGGGGAUGGAGCCACCCCCUCCCGGAGUCCCACCAAAGAAGUCUGUAGCGAGAAUCAGCCAGCCGGGGACGAAGUCGGUGUUUGCACAGAGUGGCAACAGCAGGGAGAUCAUCCCUAUCUCCUUCAACCAGACUCAGACCACUGCCCCCCCACAGACCAGUACUACGCCUCAAGUGCUGAGCCCCACAAUCGCUGCUCCCCCCAACGUGCAGCCCAGACGGAGCUCCAGACUCUUCACCAGUGCCAGCUCUACUGCCAAGGAGAAUAGCAAGAAGCUGAAAAUGAAGUUCCCCACCAAAAUCCCCAACCGGAAGACCAAGUCAAAAAUGGGCAAGGGAGGCAUCACCCCAUCCAACCUGAACGAGAGCAUUGAGAUCCUCAAGCUGGACUCGUCCAUGACAGACGGGAAAGUCAAUAUGGGCUCUCCUCAGUUCCAGGCCUUCAGUCUGCAGAAGGCUGCUGCAGAUGGCCUGAUGUCGCUGAUGCGAGACAUCGGCCGGGGGUACCUGGCCCUCUGCUCUUACAAUUGUAAGGAGGCUAUCAGCAUCCUGAGCCAGCUGCCCUCCCAUCACUACAAUACAGGGUGGGUCCUGGGACAGAUCGGCAGGGCCCACUUUGAGCUGGCCGAAUACAUGCAGGCGGAGAGGAUCUUCUCAGAGGUGCGGCGCAUCGAGAGCUACCGGGUGGAGGGCAUGGAGAUUUACUCCACCACCCUUUGGCACUUGCAGAAGGACGUGGCCCUGUCGGCCCUGUCCAAAGACCUCACCGACAUGGACAAGAAUUCACCAGAGGCAUGGUGCGUGGCUGGUAACUGUUUCAGUCUGCAGAGGGAGCAUGACAUUGCCAUUAAGUUCUUCCAGCGUGCCAUCCAGGUGAACCCGGGCUUUGCCUACGCCUACACGUUGCUAGGCCAUGAGUUUGUCCUCACAGAGGAGCUGGAGAAGGCUCUGGCCUGCUUCCGUAACGCCAUCAGAGUCAACACACGCCACUACAAUGCCUGGUAUGGCUUGGGGAUGAUCUACUAUAAGCAGGAGAAAUUCAACCUGGCAGAGAUUCACUUCAAGAAGGCACUUAGCAUCAACCCUCAGAGUUCUGUGCUCCUCUGCCACAUCGGAGUGGUUCAGCAUGCACUGAAGAAGUCUGACCAUGCUUUAGAAACCCUGAAUAGAGCGAUCAACAUAGACCCCAAGAACCCUCUAUGCAAAUUCCACAGGGCCUCCAUCCUCUUCGCUAAUGAAAAGUACAAGGCGGCUCUUCAAGAGCUGGAAGAGCUGAAACAAAUAGUGCCCAAAGAGUCCCUUGUUUACUUUUUAAUAGGAAAGGUGUAUAAGAAGCUGGGCCAGACCCACUUGGCAUUGAUGAAUUUCUCCUGGGCAAUGGACCUGGAUCCCAAAGGAGCCAACAAUCAGAUCAAAGAGGCCAUAGACAAGAGGUACCUCCCUGACGACGAGGAGCCUGUCACUGAGGACUACCCCUAUGACUCAGCAGCUGAGGUGGAGGAGUCGCAGGAGAGCAGUAUGACCGACGCAGAUGACACACAGCUCCACACUGCCGAGAGCGACGAGGUCCUGUAACUCACCUGCCCCUACCCCUCCACCCCGACCCCUCUUUUGGACUUAAAAACCAUGCCAACCUGGAGCCAACCGCUGGACUCCAGCAUUAAAGAGGAAGAGGAAAAAAAGGAAAACAAACUGCUGCUAAUACAGUACCUCCGAUUUAUU